This is a messenger RNA of Papilio machaon (common yellow swallowtail), 642 nucleotides long. Its product is annotated as D site-binding protein. Bases 1 to 642 code for a protein of 213 amino acids. NCBI's taxonomy places the organism in Eukaryota, Metazoa, Arthropoda, Insecta, Lepidoptera, Papilionidae. The record is from RefSeq and is a predicted model, not a curated record. Gene Ontology annotation, biological process: regulation of DNA-templated transcription. Gene Ontology annotation, molecular function: DNA-binding transcription factor activity. The transcript has a single exon.
AUGGCACUGUGGACCCCAUACGCCGAAGACGCCGCCCUGGACUUGUCAACCAAGUGCAAGAACCCAACACUGACAUCGGAUUACUGUCCGAACAAUAUAGUGUAUGGAUAUCCCUAUCCGAUCCCGGACCCACAUCCAUACUAUGGAUAUCCUGCGGGUACGUACGUACCGGUCCCGCGAUCAUCGCCUUUAUCGGGAGACAGCAUGUGCUCGUUCACUACGCCGGUCAGUCCACGCAUGGGCAUGAUCUCACCACCGGCGUCGCCGACCUCUCAGCACGCAGUACAAGCAGGCGGGAAGAGGUCGAGCUACAUGGACGUGGAUUCGCUGUCGGACGACCCGGACUUCCAGGAGUUCGAGAAGGAUACGCUGCGGGCGAUGGCGGAGAAGAACGGCGGUAGUCUGCUGGGCAACAACCCUCGCAUGCGGCGAGCGGUGCAGGGCAGCGCGGCGGCGGACGACUCCUACCGGCGCCAGCGCGAGCGCAACAAUCAUGCCGCUAAACAGAGCCGCGACCGCCGCAAGCUAAGGGAGAUACAUCUAGCGCUUAAGGUCACCUAUCUCCGGAACGAGCUCGCCAAGCUCAAGAGCCAGCUCACCUCCAAGUCUUGUGUGCGCUGUCGCCAGCCGUAUCCUUACUGA